Molecule: messenger RNA, 264 nt
Organism: Phytophthora nicotianae INRA-310
Lineage: Eukaryota; Oomycota; Peronosporomycetes; Peronosporales; Peronosporaceae
Exons: 2
Coding region: 1-264 (87 amino acids)
Source: RefSeq, a predicted model, not a curated record
AUGGCGUCAAUCUACUUUCACUACAAUGAGCUGCUUCGCUUGAGUGCAGAGCAAGCGGUCAUGACCGAGGACCAGCAGCAGGAUGAGAAGAAGCCUGAGAUGCGAGUCAGGGCGAAAGAGAAUCAAGACGAAGAUGGAGCUCUGAAGACCGACAUUGAAGCCACGCUGGCCGCGCUUCAGCCGCGCAUGAACCGGCUCGCCGAGAGCUCUUGGGCCCAAGCUGUAACACCUCGCGAUAUCGACGUACAUGUACGCAGCCAGUAG